AUCAGCGGCAUCCACCACUGAAGGGCAGCGGCUCCAUUUCUUCGUCCAACCAGCGUCGCCUCAAAUCAGGACAGGAGGGCCAUCUGACGAUCGCGUUCCACCACUUCUACGACGUUUCGUGUCUUCUUCCUUCUCAGUUCCGUCUCUGUUUCCGCAAUCUCUUCUACCGCGCCGUUCGCUCGUUUCCCAUGCUCUAUUCUUGACCUUGUAGCGCUCCAUUCGUCUGUCCUGCUCUCUUCGGCGCAUUCACCGUCCACGAUGACGUCCGUCGAACCGGCUGCGAGGAAGAAGGUCCUCCGUGUCAUCACCAUCUCCCUCCUCCUCGACCUGAUCUCCUUCACCUUCAUCCUCCCGCUGUUCCCGAAGCUCCUCGAGUUCUACCGCGACCACGAAGGCCCAGAGCUCGACGCCGAUGGCCCCGCGACGCUCCUCCAGUCGGUCCUCAGCGGCCUCCACCGAUACAAGGCUGCCUUUUCCCGUCCGAUUGAUUCGCGACAUGACAUUGUGCUGCUGGGCGGCGCUCUAGGCUCCAUCUUCUCACUCCUCCAGGCCGUUGCCUCCCCCCUCAUCGGCGCCUUCUCCGACCGCUACGGCCGACGCAAGGCUCUCCUGGCUUCCAUGUGCGGCAACAUCCUCUCGGUGCUGCUAUGGGUCGCCGCCGUCGACUUCCGAACCUUCAUUGCCAGCCGCGUUGUCGGCGGCCUCUCGGAGGGCAACGUCCAGCUCGCAACGGCUAUGGCAAGUGACAUCUCGGACGAGUCCAACCGCGGCGCGACCAUGGCCAUGAUUGGCGCGUGCUUCUCGAUUGCCUUCACUUUCGGACCUGGCCUGGGCGCAUGGCUUAGCACCAUCUCGACCGUGGCUGCCAACCCCUUUGCGACGGCGGCUGGAUUCAGCCUGGCGCUGAUUGUGGUCGAGACCGUCUACCUAUACUUCUGUCUCCCCGAGACAUUGCCCUCUAUGACGGGCAAGGAGCAAAAGGGGAAGAAUCCCAAGAAGGUGGCACCCAAGAAGAUCGAGCGAACCAACUCUCACUUCCUUCUCAAUGCGGUCCACUUUGUCUUCUUGCUCUUCUUCUCCGGCAUGGAGAGCUCGCUAUCGUUUAUGACGUACGAGCUAUUCUCUUUCACCUCAGCGAAGAACGGAAGAUUGCUCGGCUACGUCGGCCUCGUGGCAUCUAUCCUCCAGGGUGGUGUCACACGCCGUCUCCCGCCGCUCUUGUCCGUUCGCAUUGGUGUACUCGCUUGUCUUACAUCCUUCGUCCUCCUCAGCCAGGUGUCAAGCGUCGGCGGUCUGUACCUGGCGGCGACGUGCCUCGCAAUGACUUCGGCCACCGUCGUCACCGGUCUGAAUGCGCUGAGCAGCUUCGAGGCCCACGAGGAUGAGCGCGGCAACAAACUCGGCAUGCUGCGAAGCUGGGGCCAACUUGGCCGCGGGCUGGGACCCAUUCUGUUCACCAGCGUAUACUGGUGGGCGGGUCGCGAGGUAGCAUACGGCAUGGGAGCGACCGGUAUUGCGGUCGUGGCUACGACUGUAUUCCUUGGACUGAAGACGCCUAAGGCCAUGCUCGCCGCAAAGGCUAAGAAGGCUGUUGAAUGA
Ilyonectria robusta is the source of this 1599-nucleotide messenger RNA. Its product is annotated as major facilitator superfamily domain-containing protein. The record is from RefSeq and is a predicted model, not a curated record. Gene Ontology annotation, molecular function: transmembrane transporter activity. The transcript is spliced from 3 exons. The coding region runs from base 259 to 1599 and encodes 446 amino acids. Lineage: Eukaryota; Fungi; Ascomycota; Sordariomycetes; Hypocreales; Nectriaceae. Gene Ontology annotation, biological process: transmembrane transport. Gene Ontology annotation, cellular component: brush border membrane.